Molecule: messenger RNA, 2362 nt
Organism: Cajanus cajan (pigeon pea)
Lineage: Eukaryota; Viridiplantae; Streptophyta; Magnoliopsida; Fabales; Fabaceae
Product: zeaxanthin epoxidase, chloroplastic
Biological process (GO): abscisic acid biosynthetic process
Cellular component (GO): membrane; chloroplast
Molecular function (GO): zeaxanthin epoxidase activity; protein binding; FAD binding
Source: RefSeq, a predicted model, not a curated record
AACACUCAACGAUUGAAAAUGGUGGUAUUAACACCUUGAUGGAUCACAAUACAUUUUCUUGGACACACGCAACAAGAACAACAACCAUGGCUUCUACCAUGUAUUACAGUUCUCUUAACCCAUCCACACCAGCUUUCUCAAGAACCCGUUUCUCAGUUCCCGUGAACAAAGGGCUUCCACUUGAUGCUUCACCUUUUGUUGGCUAUAACUGUGGCCUGGGAUGCAGAACAAGGAAGCAGAGGAAGAAAGUGAUGCAUGUGAAAGGUGCAGUGGUAGAGGAUCCUCCUGCUGUUUCACCCUCAUCACAAGGUGGGAAUAGAACCCCUUUGAAGAAGCAGCUUCGGAUACUUGUGGCUGGUGGAGGGAUUGGAGGGUUGGUUUUUGCUUUGGCUGCAAAGAGAAAAGGGUUUGAGGUAGUGGUGUUUGAGAAGGAUUUGAGUGCUGUAAGAGGAGAGGGACAAUACAGGGGUCCAAUUCAGAUUAUGAGCAAUGCUUUGGCUUCUUUGGAAGCUAUAGAUUUAGAGGUUGCUGAGGAAGUUAUGAGAGCUGGUUGUAUCACGGGUAAUAGAAUCAAUGGACUUGUAGAUGGGGUUUCUGGUUCUUGGUUUGUCAAGCUCGAUACAUUCACACCUGCAGUGGAACGUGGACUUCCAGUCACGAGAAUUAUUAGUCGAAUAGUUUUACAAGAGAUUCUAGCUCGCGCAGUUGGGGAAGAUGUCAUUAAGAAUGCCAGUAAUGUUGUUAAUUUUGUGGACGAUGGAAACAAGGUAACAGUAGAGCUUGAGAAUGGUCAGAAAUUUGAAGGAGAUAUGUUGGUUGGAGCAGAUGGUAUAUGGUCCAAGGUGAGGAAGCAGUUAUUCGGGCCCUCGGAAGCUGUUUACUCUGGCUAUACUUGUUAUACUGGCAUUGUAGAUUUUGUGCCUGCUGACAUUGAAACUGUUGGAUACCGAGUAUUCUUGGGACACAAGCAAUACUUCGUGGCUACAGAUGUUGGCGCUGGAAAGAUGCAAUGGUAUGCAUUUCACAAAGAACCUCCUGGUGGUGUUGAUGACCCCAAUGGAAAAAAGGAAAGACUACUUAAUAUAUUUGAAGAUUGGUGUGAUAAUGUUGUAGAUUUGAUACUUGACACAAAAGAAGAAGCAAUUCUACGAAGAGACAUAUAUGACAGGAUACCAACAUUGACGUGGGGAAAGGGUCGUGUGACUUUGCUUGGAGAUUCCAUCCAUGCCAUGCAGCCAAAUAUGGGACAAGGAGGAUGCAUGGCUAUUGAGGAUAGUUAUCAACUUGCAUGGGAGUUGUCCAAUGCAUGGGAACGAAGUAUUAAAUCAAGGAGUCCAAUUGACAUCGAUUCUUCCUUAAGGAGCUACGAGAGAGAAAGAAGACUACGGGUUGCCAUUAUUCACGGAAUGGCCAGAAUGGCUGCAUUUAUGGCUUCAAUUUACAAGAGAUAUCUAUAUGUUGGUCUUGGCCCUUUAGAGUUUUUGACUAAGUUUCGGAUACCACAUCCGGGAAUAUUUGGAGGAAGGUGUUUUGUUGACACAAUGAUGUCUUUUUUGUUGAAUUGGGUCAUAGCUGGAAAUAGUUCCAAACUUGAGGGUAGACCACUAAGUUGCAGGCUAACAGAUAAAGCAAAUGACCAGUUACAUAGAUGGUUUAAAAAUGAUGAAGCACUUGAACGUGCCAUAAAUGGAGAGUGGAUUUUGUUACCACGUGGAGAUGGAACAAAAUUUUCAAAGCCUAUAACUUUAAGUCGAAAUGAUGCAAAAUCAUUCAUAAUUGGGAGUGAACCACUACAAGAUCAUCAAAGCAAUUCCAUUAUAAUACCUUCACCCCAGGUUUCUCCCAAGCAUGCUCGAAUUAAUUAUAAGGAUGGUGCCUUUUUCUUAACUGAUUUGCGAAGUGAACAUGGCACUUGGAUCAUUAACAAUGAAGGAAAGCAGUAUCGAGUACCUUAUGAUUAUCCUACUCGCAUUCGUCCAUCUGAUGUUAUUCAAUUUGGUUCUAAGAAGGUUUCAUUUCGUGUUAAGGUGACAAGAUCUGUUCCAAGAGUCUUAAAGAAGGAAAGUGCAUAAACUUUGUAGGAAGUAUGAUUGAUUUUAUCUAGUUACAAUUUGUAAGUUAUGGAAAAGUUAUACAACUUAAAAUGAAAGUAGCAGAGUACUAUAAGGUGAAGAUAAUAUAAUUGAAGGUUUAAUAGUAUAAGGUGAAGAUAAUAUAAUUGAAGGUUUAAUAGUAAAGUUUCUAAUCAUGGACAUGAGUUAGGGGCAUACAUAUCGAGAUAAAUUAAUUUAAAAUUAUUUACAAAGUACUACAUAACAUAGUUCAAUUCUAUGAUAUAAAAAACUCACGACGGGGAGUUUAA